Molecule: messenger RNA, 2700 nt
Organism: Symsagittifera roscoffensis
Lineage: Eukaryota; Metazoa; Xenacoelomorpha; Acoela; Convolutidae
Product: centrosomal protein of 70 kDa-like
Exons: 18
Coding region: 10-2361 (783 amino acids)
Biological process (GO): regulation of microtubule cytoskeleton organization; cilium assembly
Cellular component (GO): centrosome
Molecular function (GO): gamma-tubulin binding
Source: RefSeq, a predicted model, not a curated record
GCUUUUGUUAUGGACUCGGACACAGUAGUCUCUGAUCAGGUGACCUUGUGUGACCCCUAUAGUUCAAGCAACACGAACCAACAGCAUCAAAAUAACCAUGUCUCAUUUGAUCUCAACAACUACAAGAGCAAUAAUAAUGGCUUGUUGUCUUCUCCGUCCUCGGUUCUAGUGGACAGUAAUGCCAGUGCCACACUCACUCCCUCCUCCUCUGUCGGGGCUGCUAUGCCGGAAACUGAGGAUGAUACUGGGGGACACCAGUUUGUGGUGGUGGAGAGAAAGAAGCCCGAAUUUAGAGAACCAGAACCAGAGGAUAGCACGAGGGUUGAUGAUUCAUUUUGGGAGGAUAUGAACCAGUUGCUGCAGUGUCACGGCAUACAGAAGCUAAACCCAACAGAUAUGUUGUGCCUGAAUAGAAGCAGUGCCUUCACAGUGAAGAGUGUGAUGACUCAGCUGGUGAAGGACAAUGACAGGAGACAGGCCAUCAUCCAGGACCUCCUCAAAAACAACAACACACUCAAGGAUGAGGUGUCACAGCAGAGGGAGUUGAGCGUCCGGAGUGGGAAAACUAUUAGAGACAUGGAGAGUGUCAUCACAAGGCAGAAAAACAAACUCAGGGACGUGGAGGAGUCGCGAGUGGGAGACAUGCAGGGACUGAGUGACAAGCUGUACAGUUUGAGGGAGGAGCACCACGAACUCCGGAACAGGUGCUCUAAGCUGGACAACAUGAACAAACAUCUCAGACUGGAAGUGGACAGGGCACACAGGCAGAUAGCACUAGGACUCAAAAAGGAGGAGAAGCGUAGAAGGGACAAUGAGCAGGUGUUCAAUCAGGUCAGGGCACAGUUGGCAACGGGAGAGAGGAUAUCCGAUAAAAAAAUUUUGGCCAUGAUUGACCAUUACGAAGGAGCCAUAGAACAGUUGAGGAGCAAAGUGGCAUCCAUGGUAGAGAGACAGAAACAGCAGAAGCAAAAAAAUCUGUCGAUGAUGACCACAACAGACAUAGAUGAGACCACUCUUGUGGACACCACAGGGGAAGAGGAAGAAGACUAUUCAGUCCAUGACAGCUCUGCUGACAAAACAAGAAACACACUACACGAGUACUCUACACUGUCUCUGCAAAGUGCCGCCAGUAGCAGUAGAAGAACGAGAGAGCAGGAUGAAGACAAUCCAAAGGAGGCGGUUCACUACUACAGGCACUUGUGUGAGUCUCUGGAGAAGGACGUGUCUCAUUUGAAGAGGAAACUAAAAGAGAGUGAGAAGGAGAAGACUCUGAUGAAGAUAGAGCACGACACCAGGUAUACUACAACCGAGUUGCAAUACGCUGAAAAACGCGUGAAAACAUUGGAGGCUCUUCUGCGCGAGAACAACAUUAAGACGUCAUAUGUGAAUGGCAAAGUGGAUUCCAAGUCAGGUGGUCGGGGUGGGAGAAAGGGAGAAGGUAGUUCGAAUGAGCCCACUGGAGUAGAUGAGAUCCGAUAUUUGAACAUCGAGACCACUCGAAAGUACCUCAAGAUGUUCUGUGAUCACAUGGGUGUGGAUGAUCUAAAUGAGGUGAUUCCUGCUCUAAGACAGAUGGGCGAGAAGAAUGCCAACCACCUUAAAAUGAAAAAGUUCAUCCAGGAGGUGACUGAAAUCACGAGUGACACCUCACUCCCCUCCACCCUCACGCAGGGCAACAAGAGGGAGGCACAGGCGAGGAGGACAUACAACACAGUCACCCACACUCUCAGACUGUGGGUACAGGAACUCAAGGCCAUACAGACCCUGUACCAGUCAGUGACUCAUCUGGUGUCUACUGUGAUGCCGACUGAAAAGAUUCUGCCACUCUCUGCUGAUUUGUCCGUCUCAGACCUCAUCAAUUACGUAGACUCCAUCACGCAGCAAAACAACAAACAACUCCAGCUGGAUUCGCUUGAUCCGACAGGCACAGUGGAUGUGAAGACACUGCGUGACAUGGUGAAGCACUUCCAGCAGCUGUUCGACUGUCCCCACCUACAGGGCGUGUAUCCCAGAAUGAACGAUGUGUUCUCCAAGUUAGAGGAGAGUCGGAACACCAUCAACACUUUCAAGGACCUCCUUGGACUGGACCAGAGUUCUACCACCACGCGUACUCUGAUUGGUGCAUUUGAGGCAGUUUGCAGGGAGUUCAACAACAGGACUUACGAACAACUCAAGACUCUCAUCUCCUCCGACGACCUUCUCAAUAUAACUGAGAAGGUGCGCAUCCACGACGAGUUCUUUCCGGAGUUCGAGUGCAUGGCAGAAGAGGUGAUGCAUGCGUUAGGAGUGGACAGAUUAGACCGUGUAGUGCCGGCAGUGAGGAUUCUCAAACUCGUCUCCUCAUCAAACAGAUCUCACUGAACACUUCAGAACGGAACAGAGACUGUCUUGGCAUCACUGGGCAGCAGUGGACUGAACUGGAUUAAAUCCAGAACAACUAGAUUCAAGAAUAAAAAACGAAACUAAUUAAACUCUAUCUUUUUUCUUUGUAAAAAGGGAGUGUCAACUUGAAAGAUUAAAAAAAGGCUGUCAUACGUAUUAUUUUGGGGUUGACCUUCCCUGUUUCUAUUUCUAAACAUAGUGUUGUAGCGUUUAAAGUUUCAAUUUUGUCUUUGAUUGCACAGUCUGUUGUAAAUGUUUGUGAAUACUUGUACAAAAUUGUAAGUUUCAGGUUAAUUCAAGGUUUUCUGAAUGGAAUAA